Molecule: messenger RNA, 639 nt
Organism: Verticillium alfalfae VaMs.102
Lineage: Eukaryota; Fungi; Ascomycota; Sordariomycetes; Glomerellales; Plectosphaerellaceae
Exons: 1
Coding region: 1-639 (212 amino acids)
Source: RefSeq, a predicted model, not a curated record
AUGACAGCUCUCGAUCACAGCUCGCCAACUCCGCCGCGACAGAUACGGGCAGAUUUCGACGACACCACCAUUACCUUGUAUCAAGCGUACAGUGCUGCCAUUGCGGAACCUGCAGUGGCAGCACAGAAGCUGACGGCCGCGCCAUCGUUCAAACCCACCCGCAUGACGUGGGUCAAGCCGAGCUGGGCGUGGAUGCUGUAUCGAGCUGGGUAUUCAUUCAAAGAUGCCGGCCAGGAGCGCAUCCUUGCCCUCAAGAUGCGCCAUGCCGACUUUCUAGCGCUUCUGCGCAGAGGCGUCCUCGCGUCGCAGGCGACAACUGCUGAGGGCGAGGUGCGUGUGCAGUGGGACCCUGAGCGCACGGUGCGGUUGGAUAAACUGCCACACAGGAGCAUACAGAUUGGCAUUCCGAGAGGUUUAAGUCAGCAAUGGGCCGACGAAUGGGUCGUCGGGAUCGAGGACGUCACCGACAGGGCGAGGAAGCUGAAAGACGUCCUGGAUGUAAGACCGGGCGUCUCCAACGCGGAGCUGCUCGAAAUGGGCCUUGUACCAGCAGAGAGAGUGUAUCAGGUGCCAGAGGAUGUCAUACGAAGAUUAUGCAUGGACGAAACCCCCACGGUGAAGCCAGAGGGCCGGGCUUGA